AGAGCACCCAGUUGGGCUUGAAUUUUCGCAUCAGACCAUAAGCCCAAUAAUAAUAUGAUGUUGAGGCCGGUACCCGAUUAGAAAAACCCGGUCACCGCCUUCUGCCAUAUAAAAGCGCGCCAUACCGCAUUUUAACCGAAGGUUGCGGAAGCCAAACGACUAGAACUAGGGUUAGGGUUUUCUAAAUCGUCAGAGCACAAUAAGCAAACCAAAGUAAUCGGAACGAUGAUCUACGACGUCAACUCACCCCUCUUCCGAUCCUUCCUCAGCCAGAAGGGAGGCUCCUCCGAUAAGAGGAAGUUGGAAGAGCAGAAGCCCAAGGAACAUAGGCCGAAGGCCAGUGAGAACAAGCCCGUAAUGAAUGAGUGAAAGAAUCUUGGCAUGAUAAGCAAUGGAUCGGUUUAGAAUUAGUAUUUUGUUUAAGACAAGCUUUUUGCGCUGUCAUGGCAUAUCCGUAUCUUUUCAAACAAUACAUUUGUAGUUAAAAGUUCUUUUCACCAUCCGAAUCAUGAUUUAGUAUAUUUGGAAAUGUAGUUCGUAUUGGAAUGAAACAUGAAGUAUUCUCAUCCUGCAAAUAGCCUUAAGUAUGAGGCGUGGUGAUUUUCACCAACUGCAAUGCUUAUAAAGUGAGACCUUUUCACUCC
Prunus persica (peach) is the source of this 644-nucleotide messenger RNA. Its product is annotated as wound-induced basic protein. NCBI's taxonomy places the organism in Eukaryota, Viridiplantae, Streptophyta, Magnoliopsida, Rosales, Rosaceae. The transcript is spliced from 2 exons. The record is from RefSeq and is a predicted model, not a curated record. The coding region runs from base 226 to 369 and encodes 47 amino acids.